ACGCGGAAAGCUUGGUUUUUCUAUGUUGAAUACAAUUACUCUUUGGUUUAGUUCGUCGUGGAAAGUCGAACAGAGCAGACGUGCACGAUGUCCGAAAGCUUUAAACUUGGUGAUCUUGUGUGGGCCAAGAUGAAGGGGUUCAGCCCUUGGCCCGGCCGGGUAGCCAUCCCUACGCCGGAGCUCAAGCCUCCCAAGAAGGCGAUGAACGUCCAAUGCAUUUAUUUCUUCGGAACCAAUAACUAUGCUUGGAUCGAGGACAACAACAUCAAGCCUUACCAGGAGUACAAGGAGCAGCUCAUCAAGUCCUGCAAGACGGCCGCCUUCAAGGAGGCUGUUAACCAGAUUGAGGAGUUCAUUGUCAACCCUGAGAAAUUCGGUGACCUCGACGAGCAUGCAGUGAAUGCCGAGGAGGAGUUUGACAAACUGAAGGAUGUCAUGGAGGAAGAGGAGAAUCAGGAGGAGAAGCCAGCUGACGAGGAAGUGGCCGGCCCUGCUUCUGAGCCCACCACCUCUAAGAAGAAGAGCGCUACUCCUAAGAUACGUUUGGGCAUUUCAAAGGUCAAGCCUAUAAAACGGUCGUCGUCAGCCGGCACCAAGUCGACUCCUCGGAAGAAGAGUAAGGGCGUCUCGCGGUCUUACACGGACAUCGAGACGGCCAAUGAGAAGCCGUCGAUGCUGAACCACUCCUUCUCGAAGAAAUCCAGUCUGCUGCAUCGUCCAUCUAAUAUUCGACGCCCAGACACUCCACCGCUGGACCUGGAGAACGUAUCAGAGACGUUAUUGGAGAAGAACAUCCAGGCUUCUCAGAUGAAGUUCGGCUUUCUCGGGCUGGGCAUCAUGGGCAGCGGCGUGGUGAAGAACCUUCUCAACUCAGGACAUAAGGUGGUCAUCUGGAACAGAACUGCCGCUAAGUGCAAAGACUUCGAGAAGGUGGGAGCCACGCUAGCGACGACACCCUGUGACGUGGUCGAGGAGGCUGACAUCACCUUCUCAUGCGUCGCAGACCCUCAAGCAGCUAAAGAGAUGGUAUUCGGCAACUGCGGCGUGCUGCACUGUCCCUCGCUGGAGUCCAAAGGCUACGUGGAGAUGACGUCGAUAGACUCGGACACGUCACACGACAUCGUCGAGGCUAUUAGCGGGAAGGGAGGACGGUAUUUGGAAGCCCAGAUCCAAGGCUCAAAAACUCAAGCAGAAGAAGGUACGCUGAUCAUCCUCGCGGCCGGAGACAGAUCACUGUUCGACGACUGCCAGUCCUGCUUCAAGGCGAUGAGCAAGAACUCCUUUUACCUUGGUAGCGACAUCGGCAACGCGUCGAAGAUGAACUCGGUGCUGCAGGUGGUGGGCGGCGUGUCGCUGGCGGCGCUGGCGGAGGGGCUGGCGCUGGCCGACCGCGCCGGCCUCAACCAGGCCGACCUGCUCGACGUGCUCGCGCUCACGCCGCUAGCCUCGCCGCACCUCAUACUCAAGGGACGAGCAAUGAUAGAAUCGUCGUACUCCACCCACCAGCCUCUAAUGCACAUGCAGAAGGACCUCAAGCUAGCCCUAGGUCUUGGAGACACCCUGGAGCAAUCCCUGCCUCUCACAGCCACCACCAACGAGAUCUUCAAGCAUGCCAAGCGCCUCGGCUACGCGAACCAUGAUGUCGCCGCCGUAUACAUCCGCGCUAGGUUCUGAGCUCAGGACAACGGGACCUGCGAUUCUGUGACCUUAAUUACACAAAAUAAUGAAACAACACAGUAAUUUGUUACUCUAACGGCCCUUUCACACGGCAGUCCAGUUUUUUGCAGGAUACCGUUUUUUGCAGGAUCCCGUUUGAUCGCAAAAGAUAUUAUAUGUUAGCGUUCACACGAGCAAACCGCAUGCAGGAUCCUGCAAAAUGCUGUUCCCGUCGAUUUGUGCGAUUCGGUUUUGUCACUUUAAACUGGAUCGUUCGUCCAGUCAAAAGCGGGAAUCCUGCAAAAACGGACGCUGUGUUCACACGUAGUUCAGUUUUGCAGGAUACAGUAAAAUGCCGGUCCCGCAAAACUGGACUGCCGUGUGAAAGGGCUGUAAAGCUGUCUAGGAUACUUGGGCAUUACUUCCGAAGUAGUUGGUGAGUUUGAAGUUUGAAUGCGCGGGAGAAAUUUUAAAAACGUUAUUGCAUAGAUAAAAUCAAACUUGCUAAUUAAUUUUGGAAGGUAGUGUAAUUAUUUCCAAGAUCUUAUUGAAUGGAUGAUAAACUCUCAGAGUGGUUUGUGUCUCUUCCGUCAUAGGUAUCUUCUACUUUCUGUGUUUGAAGUGACUUUUAUAAAAGAAUUUGGUAGGAGAUUGAGAAAGAUAGAAUGAAAAGAGUGGCGUGGGUUAUAUCUAUGCUAUGUUCGUAGGUUAGUAAAUAAGGAAUGUUAUAUGGUCCCUACGGGUUUGAAUCUUAAAACCUUUUUUUAUGAAACCAAAGGGUAUAAGUAACUAAUAAAAUAUAUUCCGUAAAAGUCACUUCAUUCAACUGUUCGAUAAUACUUUAAUCUUAGGUCAUCGAACUAUUGACGAUACAUUAUUAUUUUAGUUUAUUCAGUUCAAAAAGAUUGAUUUGUUGUGAGUAAAAAUCAAGGAAAUUCAGGGUAUGUUCGUUGAAUCUAUUCGAUGAUUAUUAUUUUAUUGCGUAAAUAAUUAUGUUUUUAUCAAAACCAAUAUGAAUUUUCAAAAUAUUGGCUCAAAAUUGCAAUCAAAAGAAAUAUUUGUAUACUCGUAAAUCGAAUGACCAAUCUUUCUCAAUAAUCGAAGUUCUAAUAUAUUUUUAUGAAACUUGUAACGUAUUUUAAUCGCCAAGAAUUCUCAUUUCUGUCUGUGUGCAUAACAGUGAGAACGCGUGUCCAUGGGUAAUUUUAGAUAUAAAUAGUGGACUUUUAAAAGUAUUGUUUUUAGGCAGUGCUUGUAAAUAUAGCAUUUUAUUAAAAAAUAGAGUAGCUUCCUCAUUUUAAAUUCGUCACAAACUUGUGUAUAUUACUUCCAUUUAGUUGGACAUAAAGGCUUCGGCUGUGUCAUAUGCCUGCGUAUAAGCAUUCAUGAAAAAUGACGAUAUUUAAGUGAUGGAGCUACUCCGUAUGUAUUUUAGCUACUCAUAUGACUUAAAGUGCAAAUGAUUUAAUCAAUAUUAUGUAUCAAUGUCUAAUAUGAAAACGAGUAAAUAAGCUAUACUAUUAAACACAAGUUAAAUCAAUUUCAGUGUUGUAUUAGACAGUUUUAAAAUUACAUUAGCCGAUUUUGAAAUAUCUUAAUGUUGUAAUACCUCAGAAUAAUUUGAUGUGAAUUCAAUAUCAAUUAGUAAAUGUUCGCAGUCACAGAACCGUAAGCGUCCCAAAUAGAACAUUGAAUUAAUUUUAUUGUGGAAAUGUUAAUAUAAGACAAUCUAUUAGAUAAGUCACAAUGCAACGUCUGUUUACUUGAAUAAACGGUUUACACUAAUACCUUCUCAUUUUAUUGUAGUGUUGCAAGAAGAACGUCGUAAAUUAAGUAUUUUACUAUAGUGAAUUUUCGAAAAUAAUUUAAACCCUAUUUUUUGACGAAUAUGAAUGUGUUUAACCUUGAAUCAUGUUUUGUAAUAUUUUAAUUUGAAGUCAAGUGUGGGGACGUUCCUCAAUAGUCUCGGUUUUAGUUUAAGAUUUAAUUGACGAGAAUCAUGUUGAGUUGUUAUCUCCCGAGUGGUGUAUGUUGCGUUAUGUUACGUAUUUCUCAAUUUAUUGUCAUCCUAUGAUAAGCUACAAUAAACUAUGAUUAAUAAAUAAUA
This is a messenger RNA of Helicoverpa armigera (cotton bollworm), 3763 nucleotides long. It is a transcript of the gene Ndf, whose product is annotated as cytokine-like nuclear factor N-PAC. NCBI's taxonomy places the organism in Eukaryota, Metazoa, Arthropoda, Insecta, Lepidoptera, Noctuidae. Bases 88 to 1674 code for a protein of 528 amino acids. The record is from RefSeq and is a predicted model, not a curated record. The transcript has 12 exons. Gene Ontology annotation, molecular function: oxidoreductase activity, acting on the CH-OH group of donors, NAD or NADP as acceptor; NADP binding; NAD binding.